AUGGCAACGCCCGAUCCGGAGAGGACCUACUUGCAUGAUCCCUUGUUGCCAGAGACAAUUGUGCCAACCGAGGAGCUGCAUUUUUACAGUAGAGAUGAAGCUAAGGAAUUUUACAAAUUCUAUGCGGGCAAGGCAGGGUUUGAUGUGCGCAUAACCAAGACAAGUAGGAAGAUGGUACUGGAGUUGUUGUGCAACAAACAAGGACACUGGGAUUACUACAAGCCUGGUGAGGAGAGGGUACGUGAGAAAAUGUCAAUGAGGUGUGGCUGCAAAGCUUUUGUGAAGAUUAAAUGGAACCAGAAGAAGGACUAUUGGUUCUUUGAGAGGAUAAGGUUGGAGCACAAUCAUCCAUUGCAUCCCUCGCCGACCGUAACACAGUUCUUGAGGAUACAGAAGGACAAGGACCCUAUAGUCAUGGGUAUUGUUGAUCAGAUGCAUAGGUGUGAUGUUUCCCACAACACUACAGUAAAUGUGCUGGUAGAAUUAUAUGGUGGUCGGCAGAACUUCACGUUCACGGAAAUGGAUUUGAGAAACAGGAAAGCUGCAAAUGCCAGGAAGGAGAGGGAAAAUGAUAUACCAAAGUUGCUUGAGUUCUUCAGGGAGAUGAAGGCCCAUAAUGAGUAUUUCUACUACGAGUUGCAGGUAGAUAGUGAAAAUGUUAUCAAGAAUGUGUUCUGGAGUCAUGCAAGCCAGCGUGCAGAAUAUAGAGAUUUUGGAGAUGUGGUUACAUUCGACACCACAUACAAAACAAACAUGUAUAGCAUGCCUUUAGCCAUGUUUGUUGGGCCAAACCAUCAACUGCAGAACGUCGUGUUUGGGCAAGCAUUGUUGCAAGAUGAGCAAGCUAACACAUUUGAGUGGUUGUUUGGGGCAUUCAAAAACUACCAGGAUAGUUCAAUGGCGGCAGCGAUCAAGAAGGUGUUCAAACAAACACAACACAGGUUGUGCCGUUGGCACAUGCUUAAGAAGUAUAAAGCAGAGCUGAAAAAACUGUACAAGAUUCAUGAUGGUCUAAAGAUAAAGCUCGUCACCCUAAUCAAUCACCCACUUACGCCUACAGAGUUUGAGUUUGCAUGGAAUGAGUUGGUGGAUGAGUAUGGCAUACGGGAGGAUGAUACUAUUCAGGGACUUUGGGAGAGUAGGAAAUUGUGGGUUGCUGCUAAUUUCAAGCCCUUGUAUUGUGGCAGGAUGACCUCUACACAGAGAAGUGAAAGCGCUGGUAACUGGUGGCUGACGUUGCAGCCCUUUGAUGGCCAUCUUAGCAGAGUGUACACACGAGCCGUGUACAAGAAAUACAGGGAAACUUAUAUUUAUAGUACUGCUUUCCAUAUUGAUCCUCAUCCUAACGAGGUUGAUGUUUACCUGGUGACGCACACUGAUCAGUCAUGGCAAUAUGCUUGGUUUCAACAUUAA
Molecule: messenger RNA, 1413 nt
Organism: Setaria italica (foxtail millet)
Lineage: Eukaryota; Viridiplantae; Streptophyta; Magnoliopsida; Poales; Poaceae
Product: protein FAR1-RELATED SEQUENCE 5
Exons: 5
Coding region: 1-1413 (470 amino acids)
Biological process (GO): regulation of DNA-templated transcription
Source: RefSeq, a predicted model, not a curated record